This is a messenger RNA of Hevea brasiliensis (rubber tree), 465 nucleotides long. RefSeq lists its product as uncharacterized. The coding region runs from base 1 to 465 and encodes 154 amino acids. The record is from RefSeq and is a predicted model, not a curated record. The transcript has a single exon. NCBI's taxonomy places the organism in Eukaryota, Viridiplantae, Streptophyta, Magnoliopsida, Malpighiales, Euphorbiaceae.
AUGCAUGAAGAUAAAAGUGUUGAGGAGAAGGAAGCCAAAUACAUACCUACCAAACCAUAUAUCCCCCUUUUGCCUUUUCCACAAAGGGCAUUCAAGUCAAAGUUUGAUGCUCAAUUUGGGAUGUUCUUGGAGGUGCUCAAAAAGCUCUAUAUCAACUUCCCAUUCACAGAGGUUUUUUCUCAAAUGCCAUCCUAUGCAAAAUUCUUAAAGGAGAUCCUAUCCAACAAAAGGAGGCUUAGGGAGUAUGAAAUAGUAGCACUGACCGAGGAGUGUAGUGUAAUUCUUCAAAACAAGCUUCCUCCAAAGCUUAAAGAUCUAGGUUGUUUCUCUAUUACUUAUUCUAUUGGUGUGCUGAAUAUUGAUAAGGCUCUUUGUGAUCUUGGUGCUAGUAUGAGCUUAACGCCCUUAUCAAUAUGUGAGAAGUUGAGAUUGGGAGAGCUCAAACCAAUCACCAUCUCUCUAUAA